AUUCUUCAAUCUUGAAUUUAAAACAAAAACAUAAGAACCACAAAAGCAGCAGCAGCAGAAAGAGAGAGAGCAGCGAAAAGUUAACAGCGAAUUCAGAGGCUGAAGCAGAGCAGCGGAGCCCAAGUGCAAGCGAGACGGCAGCAGAGCUCCGCUGCAAGGCAACGGGAAAGAAAGAGAGAUAAAUAGAGAGACAGUGCGGCAGCGACAAAGAGAGAGAGCUAGUAGCGGCAGCGACAGCAACACAGCCACAAAAGAGAACGAGAGAGGGAGGGAGAGCUAGACGACCUACUACACAAAAAGGCUCCCUGGUCGAGAUUACAGCGUAUACAACAACCAAGGAAGCGAAAAAAAGGAAAAAGAAAACCAUUCAAAUAAUUAAGACUGCUACACGGAACAACUAAAAACUACAAGCUAAUUUAACAAGGAGAAAGAACAGAAGACUAGACAUAAUCAUAAACAGAGUAGAUAGAAUUAGAGAACCCGCAAACCCAACAACUAGAACACUAAACAUUAAUUAUAAUACACACACACACACACACACACACACACAUCCAUAUACACAAACGAAACAAAGGAAAGAAUUUGUAAUACAACACCAAGGAAGAAUCACCUUUAGCCUUAUAUACAAUUAAAUACAAUUAAGACGCUAGAAAGACAAGGCAGUGCAAGAAUCCUAUCAAGAAAACCGAAAGAUAACAAGAAAUAUUUUUUUAAUGGGCAGUGUAAAUAAAAACGACGAUCAGGGGAAUAUACCCCCGAAUCGAGAAUUUGAAGAACCCCCUCCACCAGCUAGGGACCCGGGAAUCGAGGAUUCACAUCCGCAAGCUCCCGUAGAAACUGACGAGGGAAAUCAAGAUAUUCCAGUUUCUGGGGAAGCCGACUCUCAGCAGUUAAACGGAGAUUCGGAGAAAGAGAAUAAUACGCCGGAUCAAGAAUCGUCGAUUCCGCAGUCGCCGAUCAAAUCUCCCAAUUCAAACGUGAUCGAAAAUUGUGAGCAAGAACCUGGCGCUGGGAACAAUACUCCAGAUCCUGUGGAAGCUGCCCAGUUUUCUGACGAAGAAGUAGAGAAGAACGAUGCCAAAAGCAGCGGUAACGAGUCGGACUGGAAUACUCGCAGUAAUCAAGAUCGUUUAAGUUCUUCUGAUAGCGAGGACGAGCAGCGGCUGCUAGAAAAUUUAACUAAAUCAAGGCGUGUUCGUCGUCGUACGCGGCAUCCGGAUUCCGAUUAUUCCGUAGAGGUCAAACGUUAUUCCCGACGUAAGAGUUAUUACAGAGGAUAUCACAGUGAAUCAGGAGGAAGGGUUUUGCAGUGGUUUGUCGCUCCCGGUAGCGAGGAAGGCGAUUCACCUAGAAUACCUAGAUCGGAACGCGAGCAUUACAGAGGAUAUCACAGUGACUCAGAAGGAAGGGUUUCGCAGUGGCUUGUCGCUCCCGGUAGCGAGGAAGGCGAUUCACCUAGAUUACCUAGAUCGGAACGCGAGCAUUACAGAGGAUAUCACAGUGACUCGGAAGGAAGGGUUUCGCAGUGGCUUGUCGCUCCCGGUAGCGAGGAACGCGAGCAUUACAGAGGAUAUCACAGUGACUCAGAAGGAAGGGUUUCGCAGUGGCUUGUCGCUCCCGGUAGCGAGGAACGCGAGCAUUACAGAGGAUAUCACAGUGACUCAGAAGGAAGGGUUUCGCAGUGGCUUGUCGCUCCCGGUAGCGAGGAACGCGAGCAUUACAGAGGAUAUCACAGUGACUCAGAAGGAAGGGUUUCGCAGUGGCUUGUCGCUCCCGGUAGCGAGGAACGCGAGCAUUACAGAGGAUAUCACAGUGACUCAGAAGGAAGGGUUUCGCAGUGGCUUGUCGCUCCCGGUAGCGAGGAACGCGAGCAUUACAGAGGAUAUCACAGUGACUCCGAAGGAAGGGUUUCGCAGUGGCUUGUCGCUCCCGGUAGCGAGGAAGGCGAUUCACCUAGAUUACCUAGAUCGGAACGCGAGCAUUACAGAGGAUAUCACAGUGACUCAGAAGGAAGGGUUUCGCAGUGGCUUGUCGCUCCCGGUAGCGAGGAAGGCGAUUCACUUAGAUUACCUAGAUCGGAACGCGAGCAGGAGGCAGAAGCUCAACGUGGCGAAUUUGAGAACUUAAAUCACCAGUACCAGUAUUCAGAAUCUGAUGACGACGAGGUCGCUAGAAAUAGGAACAUAUUUUACCGUUUACAAAAUUACGCUCAGACAAUUCAAGUUCGCCUACCAGAAUCGGAAUUUGAUAGCUACGAUCGUGAACAAGGCUACGGUCAUCAGCUAAAUCGAGAAUCGACAUCCGAUAGCGACGAUCAUUACGGAAUAUCUCUUUCAUCUUCACGAGCUCGUCUAACAGAAUCGGAAUCUGAUAGCUACGAUCGUCAACAAGGCUACGGGCAUCAGCCAAAUCAAGAAUCGGAAUCCGAUAGCGACGAUCUUUUCGGAGCAUCUUCAUCUUCACAAUCGUCUUCAUCGGAAAGACAAAGCUCUGACGAGGAGUCGGUUCGAGCUUCAGACUCGACUUCUGAUGAUUCAGAAUACAGAGUCGAUCCGGCUACUGGGUGGUUAUCGCGCCGUCGAGAAAGUACUUCCGAAGAUAGUGAAGACCAGCAACCGGAGACGCUAGAGGAUAGCAAACAGGAACAGGAAGACAGCGAGGACGAGCAGUUGCAGCCGGUGGACAAUAGCGAGAACGAACAGCAGCCAACUUCUUCUAAUAAACGCGACAAUUUGGAAAACAAGCAGCCGAAAAAGCGCAAAUCGUCAGCCUGCAGCGAUUCAAAUAAUUCGAAAAAACCAUUAUUGGAAGGAGAAACACGUUCAUCACCAUCUUCGUCUCGUGGAAGUCGCACACCAGUUCCACACGAUACAUCAGAAUCUGAGGACACUGAUAAGGAUAAUAUCCCUUUAAAGCGAAAAUUGUCUCAUGAUAGCCUGACUUCUAAGAAAUUGAAAAAACCAUCAUUGCCAAGUGAGGAAGAGCAAUCGGAGGAGGAACGUGAAGACACCGAAAGCGAAGAUUCAGAGGAAGACCAAGAAUCAGAUAGUUCAAAGAAGGAUAACGACACCGAUUCAGAUUCCGAUUCCGAAUCAGAAGGAGGAGGCCCCGCUGCUUCAAAUUCCGAGGAACCUGCACAGGAUCAAUAUACUGAACGCGGCGGAGCCGAUCAAGAUCCUGCUCCUGAAGGCGGAGCCAAUCCAGAUCCAGCUCCUGAAAACUACGAACAAGAUCCAGCACCUGAAACCUACGAUCAAGAUCCAGCUCCUGAAAACUACGAUCAAGAUCCAGCUCCUGAAAACUACGAUCAAGAUCUAGCUCCGGAAAACUACGAUCAAGAUCCAGCUCCUGAAAACUACAAUCAAGAUCCAGCUUCUGAAAACUACGAUCAAGAUCCAACUCCUGAAAACUACGAUCAAGAUCCAGCUCCUGAAAACUACGAUCAAGAUCCAGCUCCUGAAAACUACGAUCAAGAUCUAGCUCCGGAAAACUACGAUCAAGAUCCAGCUCCUGAAAACUACAAUCAAGAUCCAGCUCCUGAAAACUACAAUCAAGAUCUAGCUCCGGAAAACUACGAUCAAGAUCUAGCUCCGGAAAACUACGAUCAAGAUCUAGCUCCGGAAAACUACGAUCAAGAUCUAGCUCCGGAAAACUACGAUCAAGAUCCAGCUCCUGAAAACUACGAUCAAAUCUGUGAAUCUGAAUCUGAGGACGAGGAAUACUAUCCACUCUUCUUCUCAGGGAAAGGGAAGCUGCUAAAAUUUGUAGCAAAUCCUUGGGGCGGUGAUCUAACUGAUUUUGACAUAACACUACUGCUCUAUAUGACCUUCGGAGCCUACAAACUGGAAGACCUACAAAACUAUCUUGGCAUCACUAACCAAGAGCUGGAGAAGCAAUCAGAACAAGAACAGCAACUGAAGCACCCUGAUCAAGAACGAGAACUGCAGAAACACUUGCAACCAGAGCAGCAGCAACGCCUACAACAGUUGCAAAAACAGCGACAGCUGAAUAACUUCCUGUUUGAGCAACAGAAACUGUUUGUUCAAGAAAAAGUGCGCCAACAGCAGGAGCAACACCGUUGGCAGCAGGAUCAGGUAGAGCGCGAACGUAAAUUUCGCCAGCAAGAGGAGCAAAAGCGUCUGGAAUACGAACGCAACUUGGAGAAACAGAGGGAGGACUAUAAUCGUCAGUUGCGUCUGCAGCGCGAGCAAUAUCUGAUUAAGUUCAAGCAGCUGGAGAAGCUCAAGCAGCGCCCGCAGCAGGAGAAUCUGCCCAACAAUACACAGCCACAGCGCAAGCGCGAGCUGAUGCAAAACGAUAUGGUCAGCAUACCUGUGGCCAACUUGAACGGCGGCCUUAAGGCGGCCAGCAGCGGAUCCGGAGUGGGUGUAGUCGCCGCCGGCGGCGUUGUAUCCUCGGCGGUGCUGGCCAAUGCUCCCCGUGUUUACCUAACGCCCUCCUCCACAUUCAUGGCCAAUCGCCAAAUGGCUGGAGUGGCAACCACCGGAAAGAUCAGCGGACCCGUGGUCGGCGGUUCAUCCGGCACAACCUCAGCCGCCGGUACCGUUCGCUAUUUUUCGCAAUUCAGCAAAGUGCAAACGGCUGGCGGACCCGGUCUGCAGAGGAAACUGACCAACGGCGAUACCAUUGUGCUGGCGAACGGCAACAAGAGUAUGUUCCUUACCAGCAGUAAUGAUAACAAGGGUGUGAUGCCGACCGUCGCCACCAAUGGCAAUGGUUUGCUCACAGCUAAAACGGAACUAUUGGAGGAGGAGGGCAUGCAGCCGGUAACUGUGAUUGAUGACGACGAGGACGAGGAUGAGGACGAUGGUGAGAGUAGCAACAAUGCCAAAUCCAUUGGGGAUCAGCAGCCGGAGAAUCAGCCAUUGCCAGUGGUCAACGCGGCCAAUGAUGGCAAUGCCUCCGAUGAUGAGCCCGAGCUGGACAUUGUGAUCAACAAUGUGGUCUGCUCGUUUAGCGUUGGCUGCCACCUGAAGCUGCGCGAUAUUGCGCUGCAGGGAUCGAAUGUGGAGUUCCGUCGCGAGAACGGAAUGGUGACAAUGAAGCUCCGCCAUCCCUAUACCACGGCCUCGAUUUGGUCGUCGGGGAGGAUUACCUGUACUGGUGCCACUUCCGAGGCAAUGGCCAAGGUUGCUGCACGCCGCUAUGCCAGAUGCCUUGGCAAGUUGGGAUUUCCCACGCGUUUCCUAAAUUUUCGCAUUGUCAACGUGCUGGGCACCUGCAGCAUGCCGUGGGCCAUCAAGAUCGUUAACUUCUCGGAGCGUCAUCGGGAGAACGCCAGCUAUGAGCCUGAGUUGCACCCUGGUGUGACUUACAAGAUGCGUGACCCCGACCCAAAGGCCACCCUUAAGAUCUUCUCCACCGGCAGCGUAACAGUUACUGCGGCUAGCGUAAGCCAUGUUGAGUCGGCUAUCCAGCACAUUUACCCGCUGGUCUUCGAUUUCCGCAAGCAGCGUUCGGCGGAGGAGCUGCAGCAUCUGCGUCAAAAGCAGCGUCUGCAAGGCGGCGGUGACCCCAACGAAAUUGAGAAGCAGGUCUUGGUAGAUAACAAGACGGCUUCCCAGGAUAGCAUCUUUGUUAAUACAACAGGGGCGCACUCAAAAUCUUCGUCGAAUGACGUGCUGUCCAGCACAGUUGAUAGUAUGCCUCGUCUGAAACAGAUGGUGAACUAUCACCAGAUAUUGAAACAGACCCAGGAUGAGCGCCGCCACGUACCGUUCCAUGGGGAGAAGGUCAAUUCGGCCUCCACCUCGUCGGCGGCAGCAGCUCCCUCCACCUCCUCCUCUUCCUCAUCUGGGGAUAAUAUCUGUGCCAAUGCCCGUCGCCGGGCAACCGAAUGCUGGGCCACCAAGCUGCAGAACAAGCGUCCACGUUACAAUGAUCCCGGCACCACGGGCACCGUUAACGCCUCGUCAUCCUCAGCAACCUCAGCAUCAGCCGCCACAUCUUCGUUCGCCUCCCAGGCGACACACCUGCGUAAUCCUCUCAAGACGGCCGCAUUGGCCAAUGCUCGUAUGCGUGGCGCCAAGGUGCCAACAUGCAUGGUGACGGGCACACGCAUUGCCUCCAACAGUCUAAUCCUGCACCAGCAGCAGCUGGUCCACAUGCAGCAACAGCAGCAGCAGAAGCUGCGCCAGACCAGCUUCUCGCCCAGCGAGUUCAGUGUCGACGACUUGAUCGAGGAGGAGGAGAGCAACGAAUUGGACAUGCACUUUUAAGCUAGCGCUGCCAGUGCCAAAACAUUUUAACUAAAAUGAUAAAUCGAUGAAAACGCAAACAACAAACACGCCACACUCACAAAACCCCACGAGCUUUUCCCCGAAAAUGUUGGUUAUUUGUUUAAGUCAUUUUUCAUCACAUUUAUUUUUGUGUGUUUGCCGCAUUUAAACCAAACUCGAGGAAACCCGGACACCGAAGCGAAAACAAAAAAAAAAGUAUGGAAACAAGAACAACACUACAAGCACUUGAAUCCAAAGCGAAUCAUAAGUUCGCAGCAAGCAACACCAACAAAACACCGCAGCAACAACAAAAUCAAGAGCCAAAUAUUUAACAUAUAAGAUUUACGUUUAAACUACUUUGUAAGUUAAGCAAGCACACCAGAAACAAACUAGCAGAGAUAGCAAAUAGAUGAUUUCGACCCCGAAGUAUCCCAGAAACCUCAAGAACAUCUGGAUGGUAAACCGAGGAAGAAAGAGAGCUUACCACAACGUAAACUUAAGUUUAGACUUAAAACCGACAGCGAAGUACGAGUUAUGAAUACGUAUGCCAGCGUUUUACGUAUUCAACCGAAAUCUGUGGAUUGCUUGGAGUCACCAUUAUCAUCUAUGGAAGCAAGAACACCGCCAAAACAUAUACUGUAAAUCACACAUUGAAGUAAUCACGAAGACAGGAAGAUGACGAUACGAGCAAGUUGUCCGGGCGGAUCGCAUGCUUCCUUGUGGAUAUAUCUAAUUUUUUUUUUUUGCUGAACACAUUCAUUUCUGCCCAAGCAAACCAAAAUUCUCAAGUAAAAACACGAGGAUAGGAGGAGACCAGAGAAACACACUAGGAUAGUUACCAAUUAUCUGAAAAACAACUGAUUAAUUUCUUGUAUUUUCAUAUCAAUUUUUUUUUUGUUUUCGCUCUAAGUUCUACAUACUAAUUUACAUAUACAUAAAUACAUACAUAAGCGCUUUGUGUGGAGCAUAACAAAACAAAACAAAACGAAAAACGUUUGAAUACGAUUAUUAUAAUAUUAUAAUACACAAACAAACACACACACACACACACAAAUACCUAUAUCUGGUCACUUCUAACCAAUUAUAACAAAACUGAAAAAACAGCAA
Drosophila yakuba is the source of this 7346-nucleotide messenger RNA. RefSeq lists its product as uncharacterized. NCBI's taxonomy places the organism in Eukaryota, Metazoa, Arthropoda, Insecta, Diptera, Drosophilidae. Gene Ontology annotation, biological process: DNA-templated transcription initiation. The record is from RefSeq and is a predicted model, not a curated record. Gene Ontology annotation, molecular function: general transcription initiation factor activity; DNA binding. The coding region runs from base 714 to 6239 and encodes 1841 amino acids. The transcript is spliced from 8 exons.